AGUAUCCACACCUCCUACUUGUAGGUGUUCUUCUUGUUCUGUUACCUGAAAGAAGAAGAAAUUUAACAGGAGUGUGGCACUUGCUGCUUCUAUAUUAUUGCGAUCCGUCGAGAUAAAACCCUGCUUCUAUUGCGAAAAGAAGGGAUUCUAGUGUUUAGCUUCCGAGGUUGACUUAAGUUGCUGUUUGAAGUGUGUCGAGGAUCACAAAUCUUAUUGUGAGGCGUUUCUUACACCUUAAUAAUUAUUAUGUAUUUCCCGUCGGCGCGACCAGCUCGACAGUGAGGUCGAAGCCGUCGAAGAGGAAAUCGCGAAUUUUAUGGCUAAAGUUGUUCGUUUUCGGAAAUAACGUAAGGAAUGGUCUGAAAAGGCGGCGCGUGCGGUGUCCCGGGGUAUUGACAAUUUGGCGGAGCUGGAGCAGUUGGAGCAGAAGGAGCGUGAGGCGGAGGCCGCUCUUCAGGCUGCUACAACGCAGUCGGCAGAGGGUUCUUCCGAGGUCGUCCCCGCUUCUUUGGAAUUAGUGGAUUAUUUGGGGAUGUUGUCGAUGGAUCCUGAGCUGGCAUGAUCCCUAGGCUUUGAUGGAGUUUUUCCACUAGCGCCAUUGAGUUCUUAAGAUGCUUAAUAGGUUCCUAUGUUUUUUCUUUUUCUUCCCUUUUUUCCUAUUGUACCCUAUAGCGUUGUUUGCUGUCUUC
Trichoderma harzianum CBS 226.95 is the source of this 689-nucleotide messenger RNA. RefSeq lists its product as hypothetical. The record is from RefSeq and is a predicted model, not a curated record. The annotation marks the transcript as partial. The transcript has 2 exons. Lineage: Eukaryota; Fungi; Ascomycota; Sordariomycetes; Hypocreales; Hypocreaceae.